Molecule: messenger RNA, 6721 nt
Organism: Chionomys nivalis (European snow vole)
Lineage: Eukaryota; Metazoa; Chordata; Mammalia; Rodentia; Cricetidae
Gene: Ttll11
Product: tubulin tyrosine ligase like 11
Exons: 10
Coding region: 169-2334 (721 amino acids)
Biological process (GO): protein polyglutamylation; microtubule cytoskeleton organization
Cellular component (GO): cilium
Molecular function (GO): tubulin binding; tubulin-glutamic acid ligase activity
Source: RefSeq, a predicted model, not a curated record
CGUCCCGAGGCGGCGACUAUCCCUGUCAACCGGAGCCUGAACGAUCAUGGCAACGGGCUCAGGCGGGGAGCGCGUGGCGGCGGCGGCGGCGGCAGUUUGGUCGCGGGUCGGGGCAGCGGAGCGGCGGCGGCGGCGGUGGCUGUGGCGCCGGCACCGGCCCUGAGCGCCAUGCAGCGCGGCAGCCCGGAGCGGGAGCUGGCGGUCGCGGCGGCGGCGGCGGCGGCGGAGGAGGAGGAGGAGCAGCAGCUGAGCGUGGACGCGGGCGCGGCCGGGGAGCCCGAGCGCCCGGCGCGGGAGGAGCAGCCCAAGGCCGCGUUCCCGGUCCCUGCGCGACCCCGGGCGGCCGAGGAAGGCGACGUCCAUGUCGCCCGGCGGCUGCCGCCCGCGCUGCCCCUGGCCCCGCCGAGGCCGGCGGCGCGGGCCCUGUGCCAGCUCGCGAAGGGCCGGGGCCGGAGCCGGAGCCGGGGCCGGGGCCGGUACCGGCGCGGCUCGGGUUCGCUGCGGCCGGUCACCGUGGACAGCUCCAAGGCGCGCACGUCCCUGGACGCGCUGAAGAUCAGCCUUCGGCAGCUCAGGUGGAAGGAGUUCCCAUUUGGCCGGCGCUUGCCUUGUGACAUCUACUGGCACGGAGUUUCAUUUCGCGACAGUGACAUACUCUCCGGUCAAGUGAACAAAUUUCCAGGCAUGACGGAGAUGGUGCGUAAAAUCACCCUGAGCAGAGCGUUGAGGAUCAUGCAGAACCUGUUUCCGGACGAGUACAACUUCUACCCUCGCUCGUGGAUUCUGCCUGAAGAGUUCCAGCUCUUUGUCACUGAGGUUCGGAUGGUGAAAGAUGGUGACCCGACCUGGAAGCCCACCUUUAUUGUGAAACCAGACAGCGGUUGUCAGGGCGAUGGAAUCUACCUCAUUAAAGAUCCCAAUGACAUCCGCAUGACUGGGACCCUCCAGAACAGGCCAGCAGUGGUCCAGGAGUACAUCUGUAAGCCUCUCCUUAUUGACAAGCUCAAGUUUGACAUCCGUCUGUACGUCCUGCUCAAGUCCUUGGACCCCUUAGAGAUUUAUAUAGCCAAAGAUGGACUCUCUAGAUUUUGUACAGAGCCAUAUCAUGAGCCGAAUCCCCAGAACCUGCAUCACGUCUUCAUGCACUUGACCAACUACUCGCUCAACAUCCACAGCGGCAAGUUCGUCCACUCUGACAGCGCCAGUACGGGCAGCAAGAGGACUUUCUCUAGCAUUCUCUGUAGACUCUCUUCCAAAGGCGUUGAUAUCAAGAAGGUCUGGUCUGACAUCAUCUCCUUGGUGAUCAAGACUGUCAUCGCCCUGACUCCGGAGCUCAAAGUUUUCUACCAAUCAGACAUUCCUACAGGGAGGCCAGGGCCCACCUGCUUCCAGAUUCUAGGCUUUGACAUCCUUCUGAUGAAAAACCUGAAGCCUAUGCUCCUGGAAGUGAAUGCAAACCCCAGCAUGAGGAUUGAGCAUGAAUACGAGCUCUCUCCAGGGGUGUUUGAAAAUAUCCCCAGCCUGGUGGAUGAAGAGGUGAAGGUGGCCGUGAUCAGAGACACACUGCGCCUCAUGAAUCCUCUGAAGAAGAAAAAGAAGGAGAUGCACUUUCCAGAUAUCUGUAUGGACAGAAAACACAGAAUCCCUGCAGUUUCUGACAGAAUGUCUUCAUCGAAGCUUAAGGGCUCCUCGCUUUUCGUAGCCAGGUCUCAGCAUCCUGGAAAGCCUUUCGCCGGGAAGGAAGAUCGGGACUGUGACCUGACCGGUGAUCCUGACUCCAACCCCGAGGCCCACCUGCCCUCCAUUUGCCUCAAGCAGGUGUUCCCCAAAUAUGCCAAGCAGUUCAACUAUCUACGCCUGGUAGACAGAAUGGCCAAUUUGUUUAUCCGAUUCCUGGGAAUCAAGGGGACAAUGAAGUUGGGACCAACUGGCUUUCGGACCUUCAUAAGGAACUGCAAGCUGAGUAGCAGCAGCCUGUCCAUGGCUGCAGUGGACAUCCUCUACAUCGACAUCACAAGGAGGUGGAACUCCAUGGCCCUGGACCAGCGGGACUCAGGGAUGUGUCUGCAGGCAUUUGUCGAGGCUUUCUUCUUCCUGGCCCAGAGGAAGUUCAAGCUGUUGCCUCUGCAUGAGCAGGUGGCCUCCUUGAUCGACCUGUGUGAAUACCACCUGUCUCUGCUGGAUGAGAAGCGCUUGGUGUGUGGCCGGGGCCGGCGCCCCCAAAGCAGUCCUCCUCAGGAGACCAACCCCACAACCCAGUCAGCCGCAGACAGCCCUGCACCCCGCAUAAUCGGUGCUAAUAAGCUGUCUCACUCUAGACACGCUCUGUCCUGAAGGCCCCCCUGCCGUCCUGGAAGAAGGUGUGCACUCGGAGGCUGAGUACCCUGGGCUGCCCUGAUCUGUGGGGUGCCAUCAGGGUCCCAGCUGCAAUGGCUGGGAGUCCUCUGUGUUCUGCAGGGCUCUCACCUCACAUGGCUAAUUCUUGCCCACCCUCCUCCCAGCGCCUCAUGACCCACCGUGUUUGUGAGUCAUCAGUAGACAUAUGACAUCUGAGCUGUGACAGAUGGCACCUAUUAUUCCGGGUUCCUGGGAAGCACCAACUGGGCAGUUCUUUUGUGCUUGGGGCCACAGAGGAGUGGAGGAUGGGAGAAAGGACAGACCAUCUCAAAGCGAGGAACCGUGGGUGCGAGGUCACACCUGCGGUCUGCUGGGGCCUCCGCGAGCCUGCUGGUCGGAGCUCAGGAUCGAAGCAUCGCUUUCCUUCCACCUGUCCUCUGAAAGAAGUAGAUUAUCAAGAUGGCGGACACCCCAAUCAUGUGCUAUAUGGGUGUACUUAACAGAGUAACCUCACUUAUUUCAUUAACUUGCCUGUCGCUGCAGUGAUUGAUUUAUUACUAAUUAAGAAAUAACAAGUUCUUCAGUCUCCCCAUCCAGGUUCCAGGGGAACCCUGCAAAAGUGGGGUGCUGACCCAAUGACCAAGAGCCGCUGUGUAUGCAUCCGGCACUGUGCUGUCAGCGCUGAGGGGAGAACGUAAGGCCCAGAGGAGAGGCGGGACAAGAAUUGUGUGCAGAGGGCAUGGGGACCUGGACCUGAGCAAUCAGUGUUCUCAGAUGCUCUACUGUGGGGAUCCUGUUGACCAGCCGCGCGCGGGAGCUGUACAGGGUCUAUUAAACAGAGCUUUAACUUGACACAUUCUCAAAAUGAGUCUUCAGAAAGUGCUCGCCAACAUGGAGCCGAGGGGAAAAGGGUUCAAAGGUAGAGCUGCAGCCAUGUUGAGGUGAUAUAAAAAAUGCCAGCACCCACGGUGAGAGAUGGCCUCUCUAUGGUGCACAGUCAUCUAGAGGUAGGUCACCGUUGGUCCCCUGGUUACAGAGCCGCUCAGUCUGUAGCACAAGCCCUUGGGAGGCUCCACACCCCUGGGGAUUUGACUCUAUAGUGAUGAUUGGGAAAGCCCUUUGCGGACAAGUUGCCCCCCAAUACUUUCAGAAUUGAGAGUGCACACUAGGAGACUUCUGUCCCCACCCCAGUUUUCCAGAGAUACUACUACCUUUACUCACUUUGUGACCAGCCCCUCACUUUUUGCAGGCUGUGGCUGAGAUGAAAGUAAUCCAGCUGGCUCCUUCCUCCUGCAGGGAAGGAGUUGCCAGAGAGCCCAUCCAGGCCCAGGGACCUCUGCUGAGUGCUGCAGGCUCUGUGACUGGCUGGGGUCUUAGUCUCUUCUGUAGAGGCCCCCUGAGAACCAUGGCCCCCAGGGAGGUCCCAGCCUUCAGACUGGAUUCAGCUUUUCAUCUGGUGGAGGCUGGGACCGUGACCCUCAGCCUAGCCAGGAGUCUACAAGGACAUAGUGGGCAUUCGAGGGUCCAGUGGAGCUGUUGAAAUGCUGGUCCUGCCAGAUGCCCAUCUCAUCCCUCCUCUGGCAGAACAGGGCCUCCUGGAGCCUCCUGGCGGCCUGGUGGGGGCUGUGUGUCUCCCCUUAUGUUAUCCCAGGGAACUCUCUGUUGUCUUCUUAGUUUAGCCCUCAGCAAGUCUCUCCCAGAUAGAGUCAUGCCUCUGCCCCCAUACUCCUCGGCCCCUCCCUCCCUAGCUUCUGGGAGGGAGCAAGACCACAGGGAGCCCACAAAUCCCUGCUGAAAGUGUCCCCAGUCAAGGACCUUGAGAUCAAGCUUCUCCCUCUCUUCUCUAGAAGCUGCAAGGACCCCAUAGGCCUGGUUUUACCUUCUGGAUUCCUAGUGCUCCUAGAACCUGUGGCCAGGGAAACAAUGAGCCACUGACAGGAAGACCCUGGCAGGCCGCUGCCCCCAACUCCCCACCCUGCACUUGCUGCUACCACUACCUGGUCCAGUCAGAGCCCUAUGGCCAGUAGCAAACAACUUCUGGAGAGGCUCGGUUCUAGAGCCCGCUGCAGCUCACCCCAGCCCAUUCCCUUCCCCCUCACAGAAAGGACUGCCUCUUCCAUAUAUGCCCAGGAAUGCAGAGAGUCCCCUUUGCAGUGCUUACCCGUGGGAACCCAGCUGUGUCUUCAGGGCCAGCAUGGGCUGUUGGAUCCAGGUCAGCUGCUAAGGGGCAGAGAUGCUUGCUGAAGUGGCAGCAAAGAGCAGUUCUAGGUGAGGAGACACGCGCCCUCUCUCCAUGUGCUGUGGAUGCCCUUAGGAACCAUGGUUUUCUAAGCUUCGCCGAGCUAUUUGGCUGAACAUCCCCAGAUUCCCAAUUGGCUGAUCCCGUUCCUGGGCAUGGUAGCUGUCCCGUGACCCCAGGAGUAAACAGUGGCUUUGCUGAUCCUUGAGUCUCUCCACAGCCAGAUUCCACGUGACCUUCAGCUCAGGACCUAGGCCUAUCCCUGAGCGGGCACCCCCUCUCCUUCAGCCCUGGACUCCAACGGUAUCCACCCUGCCUCCCGUCUGAGGUCACAGCACACAUUCGGAGACGGUGGUGUGCUAUGAUUGCAGCUAGUCAGGAAGGAGCUGGACAAGUGUGUGAGAAACAUUCCAGCCUCACUAGAUUAUUCGAGAAACUCCUUUUCCUGUGUGGAUGAACCUGUUCUCAGUGUUCCACAGUUCAAAGGGAUCUCUUCAAUUUCUCUUAUUGUCUGAUCUUCCAAACUGCCCAGUGAAACACAGGGACCAUCACUAGUUCUGACACCUGUCCAAAGCCCGGUUGAGCAGACACUGCAGCCUGUGUGGCAGGGAAGCUGCAUGUUGCAUCAGAGUACACCUGGGGAGUCUAGGGACUUGGAGCCUUCCAGCUUAUUCUUCUGACCCCGAAGCCCACGAAGCCUGUAAGGACUCCAGGUCCUCAACCACCCAAAUGUGGGUGAUGUCUUCUCUCAGAAUUUUGGGGACAUUAGGCAAGAUGAUGACAAGCUUCCUUGAAUAAUGUUCAGGGAGAUGGACGAAGCCAAGACAACCCACCCCUGCUGCCUCUUAUCUGCACACAUCUGAAGACGCUCACAGGCUGGGAAAUGCCGUGCCUCAGAUGUCUGGACUCGGCCUUGUGGUUGGCAGAGAACUACUCCAACAUGGAUCACACCCACACGCUCUCCCCGCCACGUUCAUUCCUUGAUUAGUUCCUUUAUUCCUCAGCUCUGUGAGACUGGACUGGCUUUGGGUGCCUUCUCUUGAAGCUCAGGACUCACGAGCCCUCGUCUGGGAGCUGUGUUCCCAGAGGCAGAGAGCUGCCCAUGCUCAAUGAGGGAAAUUCACCAGUGAGCAGUGUAGCCUGAAACCUGCCUAACCUCCAUUGAUAAUUUAGCCACUCUCCCAAUUCAACUGAUGAAUGUGAAUGAAAUUUUCCCACAAUUUCUCACAAACAAUGCAUUUUUUUCUUGUUCUCAGAGACAAAAGAAAUUCUGCAGAAUACUUUCCAGUUGUCUCCUCUGAUAACCAAAAGUCUUGCUUUCGCUUUAACUGGAAAAAACACACUGCCUCUGUUUACACUAACACAUGCAUACACACACACACAUGUACACACACAUGCACACACACACGCACACACAAGCACACACACACACACACACUGAGCUCCAGCAUAAAAUGACAAAGUCACUAAUGUUUUCCUUGUUUUUGGCUUUUUGCUUCUGAGAGUGAUUUGGAAAACAGGCUCUUUGUGGCUCUGUGUCGCAAACCCUGCUUACACAGAAGUGCCUGGAAAGGCGGAGCAUUUAUAGACUCGGGCCAGGGCUGUGGGCCGAAGGAACCAUCCAGACUCCCCCAAGCCUCAGAUGGGCUGUAGAGAUAUUUUCCCUGUUUCACAUCAGAACGGAGAAGCCAAAGGAGUCCCUGUCCCCUCUGAAAGGACCAGAGGCUUUGGAAGUCUGAUGUGAGGGUGAACUUGCUUGGCCAUGGAUGGGUGACUUUCCUUCCUGACACCCGUCCCUCUUCUGUGCAGCAGAGAUCAUGUCAAAAUAGACCCAAAGAGCCUGGCAUGAGACUUGGCACCUGGGAAGUGUCUUCACAAUGUCUGUUGAGGAAAGGUAUGGUCUCCAUAUGCUGAAAUCAACAGAUACCAGGAAACACCGCUGCCAGGCCAGGAGCCCUGGCAGGAGAGGCUCCUGGAAGUCUGCUGAAGCCUCGCUUCCCCCUCCCCCUGCCACUCCCACCUCUUAAAAGCCUUUCAAAAUUCUUUAUUAAAUUUUCAUGGCGCAUGUAGUCAAGGCUCUGUUACAGCCUCAGUUGUCUUGGUAACUUUGUAAAAUGCAGUAAUAAAAUGAAGCCAAGUGCCGCU